AUGGGUCGAAACACCGCGGCGGGGAAGGCCACGGAAGGUCAAGCUCGUACCGAGGGCGGGGCUGAGAGUGAAAUCAGCUGCAUUAUCACUAGCAGCUGUGAUGGUGGCAGUAACAGCAAUGAGAGCAGCAACAGCGUCAGUGACGGCCGAAGAACGCGUGGCGCAAAAGGGAUCCAGGAUGCUGCCUCUGGCUGCAACGACACAACUACAGUGGUUGCCGGUAACAGCCGCAGCAGCAAACUGAGGGGAAACAGAACAAGUUUCAAGGAUUUACCUCAUGACAGCAAAGAAAGCAGUGCCUCUUCAAAGGAAAACAGUAUCAGUAGCGCGCCCAGCGGUAACUGGAAUCGUAACAGCAGCGACAGAAACAGAAGCACAGGAGACAGCAACAGCAUCAGCAGCAAAAACAAAGUGCAGCUGCUUCGUCCCGUGGCUCUUGCAACCCCUAGAAUAUCCCUUAGCCUUUUGCACAGCACGUCUUUACCCAAGGCCUCUUCGUACAGCCCUCCUCAAGUCCCCUUAUCUGUUCAGGGCGCAGAUGAGCAGAAGAGCGGCAGUUUAGCACAGCCAGCAGAAACAGUAGGAAAUUCUCUUCCUCCUGCCUUCAGUCACCUUUCUCUGGGUCGGCAAGCCCCCACACCCCUACUUAAGCCACUCAACAAGCCAAGUGGUCCAUCAGUGGAAGACAGGGUCUUCCUGGAUACAACAGCAGCACCUGGAGUCGUCAGCUUGCAACCUGUUGAACCUGCUAGGGAAUGUGUACCGCUGAGCAGCAGCAGCAACACACUGAAUGUACCUGGCGAAAGGGACGACAGGAAAGUAGCGGAAGCAGUGGCUGCAGGUGGCUUGCCUCUUUCUAUGGCUUCGGUUGCAAUGCAGCAGAAGAGGCCUGUGAGUGAUGCCUCUCUGAUCUGUACGGACAUAUCUGUGCUGCAAAAAGCGGAAAAAGAGAGGCGUCGAGUUGCAGAAAAGCAGCAACUGCGGCAGUGGUUCAACAUGCCCCUAACGGAAGUAUCCCCACAGAUGCAGAGGGAGCUGAAAGCUCUGCAGCUCUGGGCGCAUGCAAACAGCAAGACGUUCAGUGGCCGUAACAGGGAGCCCGUGGUGCCCAUGGUGAAGCAGAAAGGCAACAGCAGUGGCUUUCCUAUCCAUGCUGCAUACAUGGGAGUAGCUCGUGUUGUGGGAGGAGGCCUCCGCGGAGUCGGGGGAGGCCUCGAAUCGCAGGCCGCUGGUACGGCCAACAAGGGACCGAGAGGGAGGGGAGGGGCUUCUUCUGUGCUUCAGGAGAUGCUCAGAGACCCAAAUGUAGCUAAAUGGACAAGAAAAAAGUGCAGAGAAAUACGACAGAAUAACGCAAACAGGAUCACGAAGGUAGUGCCACGAAGGAAUAAAAGGCUCAAGAAAUGA
Molecule: messenger RNA, 1407 nt
Organism: Eimeria necatrix
Lineage: Eukaryota; Apicomplexa; Conoidasida; Eucoccidiorida; Eimeriidae
Exons: 1
Coding region: 1-1407 (468 amino acids)
Source: RefSeq, a predicted model, not a curated record